This is a messenger RNA of Symbiodinium sp. CCMP2592, 765 nucleotides long. NCBI's taxonomy places the organism in Eukaryota, Dinophyceae, Suessiales, Symbiodiniaceae. The record is from the annotation of a GenBank genome assembly.
AUGAAGUACCUGAGUUUUCUGCUGUUCGCUCUCCGGCUGGCCGUGAACAUCAAGGCCCUCUGGCGGAACAUGAUGGUAGUUUGUUUGGAGGAUUUACCACUGACUGUGGGGAGUGCUGCGCGAGUGCUGGAGGCCGGUAUUUUCUUGGAACACCUCUGCAAGCUGCCCUGUGAGAUUCUGAGCUGUAUCUGUGGAAUUCACGCGAGCCCUUCCCAGUGUGUGGGCACAGUCAAGACAUUGGCAGGCUUCUCUGCUAUGCGAUUCGUCAGGUUUCUCAACAAGCGGCACAUCUUCGGGGCGCUCCGGAAAAUUGCCGCUGACCCCAACAUUCUCAAGGGCUGCUACUUGGUGAUUAUCGGCAUUCUUUACUCCCUGGUGCUUGCCGGCUUUGGCCUCUCUGUGCUAUUGACGAAGCUGCACGGCCUGGAUAUCCAAGCGAUGGAAUCCGCGGGCGUCGUUGGCCUGUUUCACACGGCCUGGGCGGCACUGCUCUCUGGUGGCCUCUCCGCGCUCAUGGCAACAAACCUCAUGGAGCUGGUGGAAUUUACGAAUCAGGUAGCCUCGGCAAUGAAUAUCAAAGAAGAAGAGAUGCACAGCCUGCUUUCAUUCCUCCUUGGCCGCAACCACCGACGCGCUCAAUCUUAUAUGGACGCCGUGAUGUUAAACUUCAUGAAGCUACCACGCUGGAGCAGCCGACUGGUUGCCAUGAUUACCUUUGAUGCAGAGGGCUUGCAGCGACUGGUGCGAGAAAGCCCUGCGCCCUGA